Molecule: messenger RNA, 2799 nt
Organism: Ictalurus furcatus (blue catfish)
Lineage: Eukaryota; Metazoa; Chordata; Actinopteri; Siluriformes; Ictaluridae
Gene: hcar1-4
Product: hydroxycarboxylic acid receptor 1-4
Exons: 2
Coding region: 536-1510 (324 amino acids)
Biological process (GO): G protein-coupled receptor signaling pathway
Cellular component (GO): membrane
Molecular function (GO): G protein-coupled receptor activity
Source: RefSeq, a predicted model, not a curated record
UAUUAUAAUAACCAUAUAAUAUUUUUAUGACAGUUUUUGGACAUGGACAUUUUUGUCCUUUAUGGACCUAUGUGUAACUUUUUUUAAGUGACACACAAGGGUUAACAUCAAGAGUAUUGGAUUUAGGCCUACACUCUACAGUGUUUAUAUGGAGAUAAAUAAACACUCUGGGUGUUAAUUCAACACUAGGGAUUUUACUGUUUAUUAAUUAAAUAAAAGCAGCAAAGGCUUUUGAAACUUAACACGUUCAAUCGUAUAAAUAUAUAUCAUAUAGUUUAUUUUACAGUACAACACAGACUAGUGUUCAUUCUGUAAAUAAACUCCUUGUAUGGAGAUUAGAAUAUUGCCACAAAGCGGAUUUCAUAAUAUAGUGUUCUUCCUAAUUUUCAACAGUAGGUGGGAUUAACAGGAAAUGACACUCAGUCAGUUCGAAGCAGUGAAGUCUGAAUUUGUACAAGAGAUUAGUUAUCCUACUGCUGAACUGCUUGUUGGUGAGGAACCAGGCCCAGAGCUUCGUAGGUGGUGUUGAGUCAGAAUGCUGUACAACAUGACCAACAACAGCACUUGCGUGGAAGCUCAGAGCCUUGUUGCUUCUGCAUUAACUCCCAUGUUGAUCUUGGACUUAAUUUUGGGCGUGCCAGGAAACAUCCUAGCAUUAUGGCUCCUUGGCUUUAAAGCUCCCUGGAAUUCGUCCAAUAUUUGCCUCCUCAACUUGGCGUUUGCUGAUGUCCUGCUGCUUGUUGCCCUUCCCUUUCGCAUUGACAGUGUGCUCCGUGGGGGCUGGAUUUUUGGGGAUCCCUUUUGCCGCAUCAACUUCUUCAUGCUGUCAGUCAACCAGUCAGCAAGCAUUGCUUUCAUGACUGUUUUAGUAGUGGAUCGCUUCUACAAGAUAGUUCACCCGCACCAUCCUGUCUGCCACAUGAAAAUUCAGAGUACAGUAAUGGUGGCCUGUGGAAUCUGGGUAAUUGUGGUGACUCUUCGCCUUCCUCUGCUCUUGACCCGACUACUGAGAUCAUCUGGAAACUCAUCUAUGUUACUUUGCCAAAAUAUUGACAUAUGGACAGACACUGGAGCAGGCAUGAGGGUUCAUAAUUCACUUCAUAUGAUUGAGUUUGCUAUAGCUUUCCUGUUAGUGGCCAUUUCUUCUGUGCGCAUCUGUUACCACAUACAUGGUAACAAGAGGCUCAGAGAGCAUCGAAGAGUGAAAAGGACCAUUUACGUACUUUUGACUGUUGUGAUCAUGUUCAGCUUUUGCUUCCUACCCAAUUACAUCACAGGCUUUGUGGCUUUCUUCCUCACAGAUGUCUCGUCUUGCUCCUCAUACAUAGUUGUGAGUCAGGUGUUUAGUGUUUCUUUGUGCCUUGUGUUUUCAAACAGUGCCCUGGACCCGAUUCUGUACACUUUAUCAAACGCAUUCUACCGAGACAUUCUAAAAGGAGCAUCUAACUCCACAGGGCUCACCAAGCAUCGACUAAGUGUUAAGGAAACCAGAACUCCUCGACGAUUUUGAGAAAAACACCGUUACCAAGGAACAUUCCUACCCACAGAACUUCAUAUCACUUUAUCACCAGGACAGUCUCUUUAAGCCCAUUUUGCACUGAAACCAAGGUGACACAUGCAGCAAGCUGCAGACACUCUGAAACGUUUUCCAAUUUUCACUGGGCUUGACUGACCUAAGUCAUGCUUUUCCACUCUAUAAGAAUAUAGUUUGUUAGCCCAAUAAGGUAGCGCUUUUACAAAGUUAUGACCAUAACAUACAGCCAAGGCCGCUGUAAUAGAGCUACAUGUUGUUAUAAAAUCUAUGUUCUGAGCUAGACUACAAAAUACAGCUUGAAAGCUGUAUUUGUAAAAGGGUACUACAUAUAGAUAAUUAGUGAUAAUUAAAAUCAUUGUUCUAGCAUAGCAUUUGUUAUCUUUUGAAGAGAGAGACAGCACUACCUUGGGCAUUGUACACUGCUUGGAUUUAACACUCCCCUGCACACCAGAGGAAGGAUAAGCGGUAUAGAAAAUGGAUGGAUGGAUGGAUGCACACCAGGUUUAAUCAGAUUUUACCUUUAACCUUUUUGCCACUGAGCUUUUAGUGCAACCAUUGAGAUACACCUUUUAUUUCACGUCAUAUUUCAGGGCAAGAAGUGAUUCCCUUUGCAUGUUGGUUAAAUUACAACUGGUGCCACCAAUGCAAAAAAAAGUGCAGUUACCACAUGUGGUAUAACAUAGAGUUGUGUGAAAAAAUAAGUAAACCCCAUGGAAAUUGUUGGCUUUUUUUUUUAAUUAUAUUUGGACAAGAAAAUGUAACUUUUAUGGCAUUUGAUAGAGUGUAUUAACUUUAUUAAUAGGCACUGUUUCAAAGAGGAUCAAAUUUUUCCUUGUCCAAAUAUGUAAAAAUAAAUAAAUUUCCAUGUGGUGUACUUAUUUUUUCACAUGAUUGUAUAUUUCACUGUCUAAUUUACUGUGGUUUUAUUUGUAUUCUUUAUUUAUCUAUGUUGCUAUUAUUUAGUAAAGAUGUCAUAAGAUGCUCACCUGAAAUUAUUCAUGUGUAAAUAUCUAUUUUUGUAGAUUUUUUGUGUUUUGAAUAUAAGCUGAAUAUGUUUUGUGUGAACACAACUCUUUCUACUGUAAUACUAUAAUUUCCCUCAGGAUCGAUAGUUUCUGUGUAUAUACUUAUAGACUAAAUGUUAAGGAUUUACAUUCUCAUAUUUCUAUUGCAUCCAAGCUUAAACAAAAUAAAUCGACUUUAUGCUUUCAGUUUGUCAGUGUAAAAUAUUUAUACAACCAGUUAUGAUACCUAAAAGACAGUGU